AUGGAAGCCGUGACAUCUGGGACCUUGGACGAUCCAAACGAUCUCAUCCUUCAGGCCAUCACCUCCAACCCUUUGAGUCUCGGUGAGGUUGGUCGCACCUUGUCCUCCGAUCAAAAAUUCCUUGCCUUGCAAAGAACCGGACAUUCGGGGUUGCAAGACUUGGAUGACAUUCCACCGGACGCAGCUUAUAUGCUCACAAAGAUCGACGAAUUAUCAGUACAAGAAGCCUUGGCCAUCUUGCAGGAAGCUAUCGUGUACCAUGGUGACGAUGUCAACUUCCCUCACGAAGUGAUGGAAAAGAUUGUUGAUUUGGUUGACCAACACUACACUCCACGUGACUCUGACGAAGGCGGGAAUGAGAAAUUAAAAUCUCAGGCUCAACUACACUUUGAUCUGGAAGAGAAAAACUCUGGUAACUACUUGGAUGACUGGGAGUUUGAAAGUAAGAUGGAAGCCGCGUUGAUCGCCUUCCACUCGCCUUACCCCGAGGUAAGAGCCGUGACCGAUCCGUACGAUGACCCAACUAUUCCCGUAGAAACAUUCAGAGCGUACUUAUUGAUCAUUGUUUGGACGAUUCUUGGAUCUGGUAUCUAUGAAUUCUUCCGCCACAGAAAUCCGCCUAUCACCCUUCCAACGUCUGUUAUCCAAAUCUUCUUGUACCCGCUCGGGAAGUUCAUGGCUGCAGUUUUGCCAGAUUGGGGAUUCACUAUUAAGGGCCAACGUUAUACCAUUAACCCAGGUCCCUACACCUACAAGGAGCAGAUGUUUGCAACCGUCUCGAUUUCUGUUGCCGUAGGCGGCGCUUACGUUUCCUACAAUUUGUACGCCCUUAAGUUGGACAUGUUCUACGGUGUCACGUGGGCCGGCUUCGGAUAUCAGCUUUUGUUGAUUUUGUGUACCCAAUUCAUGGGUUUCGGAUUUGCUGGUAUCUUCCGCAAGAUUUGCGUCUACCCUGUCCGCGCCAUGUGGCCUACUUUAUUACCCACCUUGGCAUUGAACAGGGCUUUGUUGAAGGACGAGAAGCGCGAGAUCAUCAACGGCUGGAAGAUUUCCCGUUAUAACUUUUUCUUCUUGGUCUCGAGUUGUUCGUUUUUGUAUUUCUGGUUUCCAAACUAUCUCUUUGAAGCUUUAUCCACCUUCAACUGGAUGAACUGGAUUGCUCCAAACAACUUCAACUUGGCUUCCAUCUCCGGUUCCCGUUAUGGUUUGGGCGUCAAUCCUAUUUCAACUUUUGACUGGAACGUACUUCUUAAUCUGCCUCUUUCCGUUCCAUGGUACUCUAACGUUAACCAGUAUAUUGGUUCUAUUAUUGCCCUCUUUGCUAUCAUCGGUGUCUUUUGGUCCAACUACAAGUGGUCGGGGUACUUACCUCUCAACUCUAACAAGAUUUUCACAAAUACUGGAAAGAGUUACGUCGUGACCGAAGUAUUAACCAAUGGGUUAUUGGAUACUGAAAAGUAUCAAAAAUACUCACCUCCUUACUAUGGUGCAGCAAACUUGGUUUUAUAUGGUGCGUUUUUUGCCAUCUAUCCGUUUUCCAUCAUUUACACCUUUGCGAAUGAAUGGGCUGGUAUUUCCUCGUCGUUCAAGCAAAUUUGGCAUGCCUUCAGGGAUUUCAAAAGGUCCAAUUUUGCUGGUUUUAACGAUCCCCACUCAAAGAUGAUGUCCAAAUAUCCCGAGGUUCCUGAUUGGUGGUUCUAUGUUAUCUUGGUAUUUGCGAUCGUGAUGGGUAUUCUCUGCGUGCAGUUGUACCCAGCACAGACUCCUGUCUGGGGUAUCUUCUUUACUAUUGGGAUUAACUUUGUGUUCUUGAUUCCCAUUGUCCUUAUUUAUUGUGUUACUGGUUUUCAGUUUGGGUUAAACGUCCUUGUGGAAUUGAUCGUUGGUUAUGCCAUACCCGGGAACGGUAUUGCCUUGAUGACAUUGAAGGCGCUUGGUUACAACAUUGACGGACAGGCUGAAAACUAUCUUUCAGAUCAAAAGCUUGCGCACUAUGCCAAAGUUCCUCCCUUAGCUAUCUUUAGAGGCCAAAUGUUGGCUACUCUUAUCCAAUGUUUUGUUACUUUGGGAGUCUUGAACUGGUCCUUAUCCAAUAUCGAAGAUAUAUGCACUACUAACCAGCCUCAAAAAUUCUCGUGUCCCGGUGACAAUACUUUCUUCUCUGCCUCUGUGUUUUGGGGUGUGAUUGGUCCAAAGAGAGUCUUCAACGGUUUGUAUCCAAUCUUGCAAUGGUGUUUCUUGAUUGGUGCCUUGUUACCUAUUCCAUGCUUAGUGUUCAAAAGAUGGGGCCCUAAGUACUUGACCAGAAACUUCCAGCCAACGUUGAUGAUUGGCGGGAUGUUGAUUUACGCCCCUUACAACUUGAGUAACUACACUGCAGGUAUGUACAUUGGCUUCGCCUUCAUGUACGUGAUCAAGAGACGUUUCUCUUCGUGGUGGGAGAAGUACAACUACGUGUUGGCUUCAGCUUUGAAUGCCGGUAUUGCCUUUUCUGCCAUCAUCAUCUUCUUUUCCGUUCAAUACCAUGCAAAGAACAUUGAUUGGUGGGGUAACAACGUGCCUUACUUGGGCAUUGAAGGAAAAGGAAAGGGAACAAGACAGUCGCUUCUUAAUAUCACUGAUACAGCCAGGGGCUUUUUCGGACCAGAGCCUGGUUCCUACCCUUGA
Babjeviella inositovora NRRL Y-12698 is the source of this 2667-nucleotide messenger RNA. RefSeq lists its product as uncharacterized. Lineage: Eukaryota; Fungi; Ascomycota; Pichiomycetes; Serinales. Bases 1 to 2667 code for a protein of 888 amino acids. Gene Ontology annotation, biological process: transmembrane transport. Gene Ontology annotation, molecular function: oligopeptide transmembrane transporter activity. The transcript has 2 exons. The record is from RefSeq and is a predicted model, not a curated record.